Molecule: messenger RNA, 924 nt
Organism: Cicer arietinum (chickpea)
Lineage: Eukaryota; Viridiplantae; Streptophyta; Magnoliopsida; Fabales; Fabaceae
Product: FBD-associated F-box protein At4g13985-like
Molecular function (GO): protein binding
Source: RefSeq, a predicted model, not a curated record
UUAACGGACGUUGUAGAACAUAAUGUGUGUGACAUGAACGAUAUGAUUAGCGAAUUACCUGAGGACGUUCUUCUUUAUAUUCUUUCUUUGCUACCUACCAAAGAUGCUGUAAGAACUUCCAUAUUAGCAACUAAGUGGAGGAACUUGUGGACUUGCUUAUCUGCCUUUGAUUUUGAAAUUCUUGAUUGUAAAUCAUAUGAUCCGGAGUCAGCAAAUUGCCUCUUAGAUCUAGUUCAAAGACUACUUCAUAAAUCUAGUCGGAUAGAAAGGCUCUGCGUUCAAAUAUUUAGGACUACUAACAUUGAUGCAAACAAAAUUAGUUAUUUAAUGUAUUCUGCUUCGAAGCAUGAAAUCCAAUAUCUUAGACUUUCACUAGGUGAUCGAAGUGAUAAGCUUGUGUUACUUCAUAGUUUUUUUGGUUUUGAGUCAUUGAAUGAACUGUAUUUAGGACUCGAGUACACUUUAUAUAUUUCUAAUGGUAAUUUUUUCCCUAGCCUGAAGACAUUAGUAGUUUCAGAUGAGAAUUCAGUUCAACGACUUUUCUCUGGGUGCCCUGUCUUACUAGAGUUGACCUUGUAUAAUUGUUAUUGGGAGAACAUAAAGAAGAUUAGUGUUGCAAUUUCCACAUUAAAGAAGUUGAUAAUCUGUUUCAAUAUUUUUUGUGUAGAUUAUGAUCAUGAUAUGACAGUCAUGAUUGAUGCUGUGAAUCUCUUAUCUUUAAGAUGCACAUGCAAUCCAACUAUAGAGUUUAUCCCUGUUAACCUAACCUCCAUAGUUGAUGCGUGUAUUGAUCUUGGGUAUGACUAUCUAGACAAUGAACUAUAUGCUGCUCAUUGUGCAAUUAAGCUAUUGAGCGGAAUUAGUAAUGUCAAGUCUCUCAAACUAUCAAAUGAUACUCUUCAGUGUGAAUCAGGAAAUAAAUAA